AUGCUGGCAAUGCUGGCAAUGCUGGCGGCGGCCGCAAACACCACCAGCCCACUCCCGACAACGUCGCCAGUGACUGGAGUGCCAUCCACAACGGCGCCUUUAGCAGCAACCAGCAGCGCAGUACCAACGUCCACAGCCAAUAUUGCCGCGACGACCACCGUCCCGCCGACCGCGACCGUGACUGUCGUGACGGACCCCAACGCGACGCUCCACACAACGCUAACCUUUACGCUCGGCGCGAUCUGCGGCAUUCUCCUCGUCGUCAUCGUCCUUUUCUUCGUCAAGCGCAAGCGUGAGCGCCGACAAGGAGCGCUUGGCCAUGACAGCCAUCGACUCUCGCCAAGUUUUCUCUCGGUCGAAACGCCGCUGCCCGCGCGAUCGUCGUAUAAGUCGACGGUCUCGACACCCAAGGUCGCCGUGCUAGGGCCCAGCGCCGACGAAUUCGACAUGGACGUCGCCGCGCAAUUCGAGGCGCACCCGCGGGACUUGGAUCUCCACGAGAUCGACAGCCCGUAUGUGUCGGACUCGUCGAGUGGGAGGCGGAGCUCGUCCGACCUCGGGUCCAUGGACUCGACGCGUUUCGAGGAAAUGGUGCGCAUGAAGAUCAACCUUUUCUAA
Saprolegnia parasitica CBS 223.65 is the source of this 618-nucleotide messenger RNA. RefSeq lists its product as hypothetical. The record is from RefSeq and is a predicted model, not a curated record. Bases 1 to 618 code for a protein of 205 amino acids. The transcript has 2 exons. Lineage: Eukaryota; Oomycota; Saprolegniomycetes; Saprolegniales; Saprolegniaceae.